AUGAAAGUUUUCCACAUCAACUGGACAUCAUGGGAAAAUCAUUACAACUCCAGCAACAUGAUCUUCAGCGACAGCGAGAGAAGAAACAACACUGAUGAGAACUCUGGUGGUUACAGUGGAUUCUUAGACUGGAUAAAUUUCAUCACCAUUGGGAUUGGACUUCCUUUGACUCUGAUGCUCAUAACUGCAGUUUUUUUGCAGCUGAGAAAGGAUCAGGGAUCUCCAGUCUACAUCAUCAACCUUUUCAUUUCUGAUCUCGUUCAGCUCUGCAGCAGAAUUCCUAUGAGUUUGUCUAUGGAUGAUGUCAUCCCUGGUUUCUUCUGUAUAUGGGGAAUAUUAGUCAGUGUGGGAUUCAUGAUGUGCAUCUCAGUAGAAAGGUAUCUGGUCAUUGCCAAAGCAGUUUGGUACAAAUUCAGGAGAAACAGGAAAACAUCUGUUGUGGUCUGCAUUGUGGUCUGGGUCCUUCCUCUUCCUUUAUUGCUAGCUAUUCAAUUCAAUCCAUACAUGGAGAUAUAUGGAUACAUCUUGACAUUUAUUUUCCUCCUUCCCUUCCCCUUGUUCAUUUUCUUCUUGUUUGGAACCAUCAAAGCUCUGUCUGGAGCUCACAGAGUUCCUGCUGAUGAGAAAAGAAGAAUUGUAGCGAUUCUGGUUGCAGUGCUGCUUAUUUACACAAUACUUUUCUUGCCCAUCAUCAUUUUGUUCCUGGUAGACGACAGUUUGACUCUUCAGACUGUGGGUACUAUUGGUAUUUACAUGAGUCCUCUUGCAGACACCAUUUUGUAUUUGCUGAUUCGAAAAAGCCUUCUGGACAAAGUUUUUGCUUCAUUGUGUUUCUGUAAAAUGUCUAAUGGUCAGGAGAUGAGCAGCAUGGAAAAUGACAACAUGAUUGCUCCAAGCACUCACUCUGUUUGA
Molecule: messenger RNA, 912 nt
Organism: Xiphophorus hellerii (green swordtail)
Lineage: Eukaryota; Metazoa; Chordata; Actinopteri; Cyprinodontiformes; Poeciliidae
Product: G-protein coupled receptor 4-like
Exons: 3
Coding region: 1-912 (303 amino acids)
Biological process (GO): phospholipase C-activating G protein-coupled receptor signaling pathway; positive regulation of Rho protein signal transduction
Cellular component (GO): plasma membrane
Molecular function (GO): G protein-coupled receptor activity
Source: RefSeq, a predicted model, not a curated record